AUGCUUGACCACUGGUCAAAUGUUCCCAACAACAACGCUGUCACGGACAUGGAGCGCCACAUCCAGCAGACGGUAGAUAGACUUCACUGUAUAAAAAACCACUUGUCUACGCCUGCAGGGUUCCAAAAUGCAGCCCGAGAAUUGCUGGAGUGGUGUUCCGACAUGCGAGCGUUCCAAAAGGCCUUUGAAGAUUCUCUCAUACAAUGCCUAACAGUUGUCAGUCAGGUGUCAACCCAACCUGGUUAUGACCUUGACCUUGGUUAUCGCUUGUUGGCAGUAUGUGCAGCACACCGAGACAAACUCUCAUCAAAAGCUGCAGCUAUGCUAUCAGUAUGGUGUGAGGAGCUAGGCAGGUUACUACUAUUACGACACCAGAAGAACAGGGUGCCCGACUCUAAAGGCAGUGGGAUGCAUCCCCAGAUACAAAAGGCAAUGCCACCCGUCCCGUCAGGUGAUCCCAAUGGUCAGUGGUUAGGCAACCAGGGUCAGCCCGGUCAAGCAUUGUCGGUUGUGACAACGGUGUGGGGGACCACACAGUCAACCCAGAGCGGUCCUUUUCAACACAACACGCCCGGCUACACUAAUACUACCAUGUCCACCACUAACUACACACAGCAACCUCAGGGAUUCAAUACGCAGAUGCAGAAAGGAAACUACAGCAAUCCACAAAAUAUCCCCUUCCGGCGAGAUUCCGGAGGUUACCAGAGGCCUAGUGGGUAUCCUCCAACUCCAAACACACCAGGCACAAAUACACCGAAUGGUCCAAAUGAUUACCCAGGGGGCCAGGCUGGUAAUGCCGCCCUAUCAGCAGCACUGGUGGCAGCAGCUGCCACAGCCACAGCAACAGCAACAGCCACCGCCAGCAUGGUAAUGCAAGAGCAGCAAAAUCAACACAAUAUCAACAUGCAGAUGAACAUGAAUGGCCAAUAUGCACCAAAUAUGCAGCAGAUGCCAGGCCAGCAAUCAUUUAAUAAUCAGUACCCAGGCAUGCCACAGCGACCUACAGGCCCAAUGGUACAGGGUCCUGGUCCAGGUCCCGGUCCUGGUCCUGGUGGCCCCAUGGUGCACAAGUACAAUGUGGGGAGCAGAAGAGCACCUUACCCCAACCCCUCACAGAUGAUGUCGCAAAAACGACAGCAGUUCCCUAAUGGAGUACAGCAGUAUGGAGGGCCACAGCCUUAUGCGGUCCAGCAGCAGUACCCCCAGAAGCCACAGUACCCUGCACAGCAGCCCCUGCCCUCACCCACAUAUGGCCCACAGCCUGGCAUGCGCCCCAACGCACCCCCUCACUACGUUAAUGGCCAUAACCAAUAUGGCCCAAACCAGUUUCCCCCUCAGGUUCGACAGAUGCCCCCACAAGGUCAGCCCUUCAAUCAGUACAACAACCAGGGCCCGCAGCAAAACAUGCAGUCCUCCAAUAUGAGCUACCCACACUCACCCUUACCAGGAAACCCAACACCCCCCAUCACCCCGGGGGCUGUACAAUCCCCAUACCCAGGCCCCAUGGGUAUAAAGAAAGAUCUGGAUGAAUUGCGUCUGACAUUUCCCGUGCGAGAUGGGGUGGUAUUACCUCCGUUCCGACUGGAACAUAACCUUGCAGUCAGCAACCAUGUCUUCCAUUUGAGGGAAUCUGUGUUCCAGACCCUCAUGUGGAGAUCGGACCUGGAACUGCAAUUAAAAUGUUUCCACCAUGAAGACCGACAGAUGAACACGAACUGGCCCGCAUCUGUCACUGUCAGUGUCAAUGCGAAUCCUCUUACCAUAGAACGAGGAGAAAACAAAACCUCUCACAAACCACUUUACCUCAAAGGGGUGUGUGCGCCAGGUCGCAACACCAUACAAAUCACCGUAACAGCCUGCUGUUGUUCCCACCUAUUUGUGCUACAGCUGGUCCACCGGCCAAGUGUGCGAUCAGUGUUACAGGGACUCUUGAGAAAACGACUGCUCCCUGCAGAACAUUGUAUCACAAAAAUUAAAAGAAACUUCAGCAAUGUGGCAUCAGGUGGUGGCUCAUUGAAUGGAGAGGAUGGGGUGGAGCAAACGGCAAUCAAAGUAUCGCUAAAAUGUCCCAUCACCUUUCGAAGAAUCACCUUACCCGCGCGGGGACAUGAAUGUAAACACAUACAGUGCUUUGAUUUGGAAUCCUAUCUACAAUUGAAUUGUGAAAGAGGAUCCUGGCGAUGUCCUGUUUGCAAUAAAACAGCAUUAUUAGAAGGGUUAGAAAUAGACCAGUAUAUUUGGGGUAUUCUAACCAACCUGUCGAGUACAGAGUUUGAAGAAGUGACGAUAGAUCCAAUGGCAGCCUGGAAACCUGUUCCCCACAAAAGUAUCAAAGAGGAAGAUGGGGGAGGAGAUGCAUGUGCAAAUGCACGGUGGACAAAGGCCAUGUCCCCAACAAGUAUGCAGUUACCAACUAUGAACUCAUGGGACUCUGGUGGACGGCAGUCUUCACCGUUCCAAAUGCGGCCCUCAUCACAAGGACCAGUAUAUCCUACAAUGCCAGGCGGUGAAGUGAUGUCAGGGGGGCCACCACAACCAGGCAACUAUCCACACCAGGGAGGACCAACAGAUUACCCCCAUUCGGGGCCUCUGUCGCACAUGCCUUCUGGGCAUCCUACGGGAGAUUCUAGUGUUAUGAACAAUACAAACUCAAAUGAUAUGCAUUCUGUGGACCUCAAACCUCCCACAUUGCACAACUCAGGCAACUAUCCAUCACCUGUGCCUGUGAUGAGUCCAAGUGGGGAUCACAGGUUACACGGGGAGGGGCCAGGCACACCUACUACUCCACAAACUCUUAAUCAUAGUGGGGGAGGAGGAGGUGCACAUCCUCUGUCCCAUCCUCCGCAACCAAAUAAUAGUUUAACCAAAACGUCCACAAAUGGCGACACGAGUGCAGGAGACUUUAACUUUGACCCAGCUCCUAUUUUAGAAAGUGAGGGAGACCCAACUCUGGAUUUGCAACUAGACAAUUUGGGAGACCCCAUUGAAUUAUUAUCAUAUCUCGGACCUCCUGAAAGUUCAAGUUCACCAGCACCCAACAGUGGAAAUAGAAACAAUCAAAGCAAUAGUACCACCAACGCCACAGACGACCUUUUGGCCCUGUUUGAGUGAUUUGUGGGUUGCCAUGACAACCAAGUUGCAUGAUCCAGAGCAAAACUACUGUGCAAAACAUUUAAUGCAAUAUUGUUGUUGUUACACCUGUUAAAAAAAAAAUACAUAAAAGAAAAAAAAACUAUAUGACUUUUACAAUACAAGAAGUGAAAGAAAGAAACAGACUUUCAGACAGAAAUUCACUUCCAUUUUAUCAUGUGACCAGGAAUUAUUUUUACACUUCAUCCUCAUCAUCAUACAUCAAGGAUUUACUGAUCAUCUCAUCAUUGUUUUAAGAAAAGAAAAAUCAUUGUCUUCAUCAUUUUGAAGGCCAGUGCGUGUGAUAUGUGCAUGGAAAAGAGACCAUGAUAGUUACAUGUUUUUAUAGUGAUAAUAUUUCUAAGUGACCAAAACACUAUAGAGUUAUUUAUUGUGGAUCUGUACCAUUGUCCAUAUAUGUGUUACAAGUGGUACUGUUGCCUUGUUGUAGUUAGGCACAGUUUAGACUACAAGGAAAUCGGACAGCGCUGGUGUGUUGUAACUUCCCCCUUUGAACAAGUUGGAGGUUAAGAGGUUUUCCUUCAUGUAACAACACAGCUGGAAGCCUGUGUACUGUGGCCGGACACCUUGGGGGCCAAGCAGCCACCUCCAGACAACAUUCACUGACCUUCAUGUGUCCUUCAGGAGUGGUUAGUGACGCUUAGAUCUGAGUGGCCAGUGGAGAGACAGAUGUGCUAUAGAUAGAUACUGUCCACCUCCACUGGACCAACUUGACCUGUUGACCAGUGUCAUAUAGGGUCAGAUGACAGGUCUUCAGAUACUUGCCAAAACCAAGAGAGACAAAACAGUUUUUACUGGUGAUAUCUGACCUGUAGUGUAUUUAUUUAUGGUAUAAUGUGCAUUAUUGAACUAAUUAUGAACAGCCAUGUUCAUACUGGGCAGCAAAUGGUCUUGGAAAUAUUCAGUGAAAUAUAAAAAUAAUUAAGAUAAUUAUAUAUUUAAUGAAAACCCAACCUCCCUGUAUGUGUGUACAUUGUGUAAUAUAUUCCAAGGGCCAAAUGCACAUUGUGUACUUAAUUAUUAUUAUUACUUUUUUUUUCUUUUUUCGUAAGGAUUUAUUUGAAUAAGAGAGAGGGUGCAAUUUGUUUUCUUAAAAUGAUCACUUUCAUUUUACACAUAAAACAUACAUCUCUAUCAUUGUUCAGAUCAUGACUUUGGUGUUUUUUAAAUGAAAUCUUUCUAGAGGCAGCAACAUUCAACAUGGUGUACAAUUAGAUAUAUGAAUUGGUUUAUACACUAUUUGUUUUUCGUAAUAUAUUGGUAGAAAUUUUUUUAAGCAUACUGCAAACGAGUGCAAGAUUCACCUAAAUAAUCUGCCUAUGAAGCAAUACAGAGAGGGGACAGAUCACAAUGUUAUAAUCACCAUACAUCAUGUGUACCCAGGCCCACUGUUGCCUUAAUUUUUAUUUUUAUUUACAUACAAUCCUUUUGAUCAAAUCAAAAAUGUUCUGUAUUGUUUUUAUAUUCUUUUUUUCUUUCGCACUACAGCCACUGACAGUAAGCGCUGUUUUUUGUUUUUUGUAAAUUGGAAAUAGAUGGAUGUUAACUCAUCACUGAAAAGCAAAACUAUCUGAAUUUAAAAAAAAAACAAGCUGGUAUAUGUAUACUCCUUUGUAUUAUAUCAGUGGUAAAGGAUCACACAGUAUUGGUAGUGUUGAUACGCUGCUAACUUUAAAAUCUUUAAGAACUCAUUAGCUUUCGAACCAUUUAUGCUGAUUAGGCAGAGUUUUUUUAUCAACAUCCAGUGUUUUCCCCGAUUUGUUGUAGUGUGGAUUAGCAAAUUUCAGAGUAAACACUUUGCCAUUGUUCCUUCUACUUAAUCUUUAUCCUGUCUUACAAUGAUUAUUAACUUAAAGGAUAUACCAAAGAAACACAAGAACAGUAACAGUUCAAGUGAUCUGUACUUACAGUAGGAACAGUGGAAAGGGCAUUGUCAGACUUUGGGAAUUCUUUUCACUUUCAUAGCACUCUGAUAAGGACCGAGAUGUUGCAAUGUUUGGCCUCUUCAGAAAACGUAUUUAGGGAUGAUCCGUUUUUGUUCCGUACAAAAUGAAUUUCUUUUAAAUCAAUGACAAAUUUUAAAUAUGCUCCCUUAUGAUAAGGCCUAAGUUAAAGUUUUAUGAAACUGUUUAUAUUGAAAAAAAAUUUAUAUGGGAGGGUAGUAUGUAAUUUGUUCUCUGAAUAAUUUGUUAUAUUAAAAACCAGCAAUCUCAACGUGGCAAUCGUACCUUGCAAUUGUUUUAUCAUUUUAUUUCACUGCUUAAUCAUUUCAUUUUGCUUAGAGUUGUGUAGACAGCAUGGAUAUUCUUCAUACCAGACUAAGGGGCACUCCAUUUUAUAAUUUAUUUUUCAUUUCAUCUAUAUAAUUGAAUUCAAUGGUCUAUCAAGUGGUUGUGUUGAUAAGACUGUUGUGUCUCCUACUCUGGCGAGCCAUCUCGCCCCGCCCCUUAGUCAGGCAUGAUGCAUCCGUGUCAUAUUAGUACAGAUUUAUUUUAUUACCAAGUUGAUUUAGCUUGUUGUAGUAAUAUUGUAAAGUGUACAAAAUUUUGACAGUUGUAUAUUAAAUGUUAUUUAUAUAUGAAACCAUCUUGUGAGAAAAUUGUUUCGUCCAUCAUUGUAUUCCUUAUUAUUGAGAGAUCACUGUACAAAAUACCCCCAAAACAAACACACAUCAUCUUUCUAUGCCUUAUGCGAAGGAACUUUCUCAGACGAGCUUCAAAUCAUAACACUUCAAUAUCAGGGUGGAAAUGACAUGUAUCUUCUAUCGAUGUGCCUUCUCCUGCACAUUUCUCUGUAAAUCCCUUACAAGGGUAUUCCCUUAUGUUUUAACUCAAGUUUUUAUUGAUUGUUUUAUUUUGAAAUAUGAAUUAAAAAGAAACUUUUGUUUUAAUAUUGUUUGAUCUAUUUAAAGAAUCUAUUAUUAUUUUACACUACUGUUUUUACAUGAAAAGAAAGUUUUCAUUAUGGCUUUACCUUUGGGUCCAGGCAUUCUUCUGUAGAAACAGGUAUUGUGAAAACUACUGCUACCUGUCCAGUAUUAGACUUGAAUACACACCUGUGAAUGAUAAGAAUAUUUCGAUUUCAUGACAAUAAUUAUCCUGGACUAUUUCAUUCAAAACAAUUUGAUGUCUUUUAUCAGAGCUGAAUUUAUAAUAAACAUUCAAUGCUCAAAUUACAUUCCAUUGGACCCAUCCUUUUGUCCUCAACAAAUAUCCGAAAUUAGACAAUUAAAAAAAAAACCUGGUUUCUUAAAUUUUGAAAUUUUAAGAAAAAUGUUGCACUUUUCAAGCCAUAGUGUGACAUGUUUUACAAUAUUUGGUUUUGCUGCUAGAUUUGCUUUAAAGGGUGUCUUUUAGUAUGUAUGUUUUUAUUAUAAAUCAAAAGAAAUGAUGACAUUAUCUCCAUGACAACAUGGUUCAUUUUAGCCUUUUCCUUCUGGUAUGGCAGGGGAAAUAACCCAGAAGCUGUAAAUAGAUAUAUUGUCUUGUUGAUAUACAUUAUUACUAGUAUAUAUUUGUGAUUACACAGAGAACAGGACCUUGUAGAUUUAGGGAAACAAACCUAGAUACAAUUUAGAAUUUUUUGUGUUGUUUCAUUAUUUGAUUUUUUCCCCCGACGACUGUUCUCAUAAAGAAAAUUAUUUGAGAACGUAAUUUGAUAUUAUUUAUUUUUCACCCUUGCCAACUUACAUUUUGUACAUGAACAUGUGUUUUAACUUAUCUGUUCUUCAUGGCAAACAUAGUCAUGGCUUUUUAGGUGACAAGGCGCUUAUUGAUAAGGGUACAAAGACAAGUCGGUACUAAAAACAGGCUGGUCUGAGAUGGUGCGAUUUGUACAUCAGGAGGCUUGGUGUACGAUUCAGCCAAUUACUGCUGAUAUUUACACCUUAUUAUUGUACCACUCAGUGGUAGAUGCCCACCAUGUACACUUAGUAGUAGAGAUUUUUGUAUUUAUUCUAAUAAAAGCCCUCUUUCUAUAUUUUCUUGCUCACAUCAUGAAAAAACAUUUGAUGUAAUAAAUUUUUUAUAUGUCUGUGCACCUCAAGUCUGGACCAAAGUCCAAAACAAAGUACACUGCAAUGCAAACAGAAGAGGAACACAGGAAUAGUUUCUAUUUUAACUAUUUAAUUAAACGUUGUAUCCAGAACUGACCUAGAAAAGUCUCUUCUUUGGAAAAGGACAAGUGUCCAGGGCAUUUAUUAGAAUAAAUAUGAAAUCUGUGUUGUGAAUUCUAGAGUGAUGAAAGCUUGAGAUAUUUUUGAAGUGUCUAACUUGUACUGAAAGCCAUUUUGUGAGAGCCUUGGCACCAUGAUUUUCUUUUCCAAAGUCAAGCUGAUAAUCCAAAGACUUGCUCUUAAAUUAUUUUUGAUGAGAAAUUUUUGCAUGGUACACCUUCUAGAAAGCAAUAGAACACACAUUUUCUUGCAAGAGAAUUAACUCUCAAAAAAAAUAUAUAUGAUUUACAAAAUACAGCAAUUGUUAUUCUUUUUGCCAUAGCUGAACAGCUUGUAUGUAGGUGUUUGUGAUAGAACUCUAUAGGGAAGGAAUAUUUGACUUAAAUCUCAAUAAAAAAUAUUAUAUGUCUUUAUUGCAUGAUAUAGACAACAGCUUGCUAUGAUUACUGAAUUACGUAUUUGUGCCCUAUCCCUUAGUCAGCACAAAUUUAUGUGAAUUCAAAAAAACCCUUUUCAAAUUAGAUCUAUCCGACAUCUCUUUGAACCAUUGUUUAGUAUUAUGCAUAAAAUACAAAUGAAUUGAUAGAAAUAAUAUAGUAUUUUUAUACAAAGUAUAGAUGUCAAGUAGUCCUUCUGUGCAGAGGAAAAAUGAACUUAAUUUGUGAGCUCAACCUAGCUUGCUGAUUUCACCAACGUGUGUACGUUGAUGCACGCUUGACUGGGAACAGUCUUAUGGGGUGGACUCUAAUUUAUAUCAACUGUUACCACAUCUACAAAACCCUAAUAUAUACAUAAUCAUUAUAUAUAUUAUAUAUAAACUUAAAUAGUAUAGCGAUCUUCAUGUAAUAUUGUUGUAAUUAACAGUCAAAUGAGUAAAAAGAUAAAAAAUCUUUACAAAAUUGA
Molecule: messenger RNA, 8227 nt
Organism: Ylistrum balloti
Lineage: Eukaryota; Metazoa; Mollusca; Bivalvia; Pectinida; Pectinidae
Product: zinc finger MIZ domain-containing protein 1-like
Exons: 18
Coding region: 1-3111 (1036 amino acids)
Biological process (GO): protein sumoylation; regulation of transcription by RNA polymerase II
Molecular function (GO): zinc ion binding; SUMO ligase activity
Source: RefSeq, a predicted model, not a curated record